AUGGCCAACGACGGUGGCGGCAGUCCUCAUGAUCUGGUCGUGCAGACCUGGAUCAUGUACAGCAUUGCUAUUCUGCUGUUCCUGGUGAGACUGUUUGCCCGCUACAAGCGACUCGGAUUUCGAUUCCAGGUCGAAGAUUACCUUAUGGUGGUCGCUGUGGGAUUCUACACGGCAUUCGCUGUUACCAACAUUUAUAUCAUCGAAGGAGGAGGUAGCAAUUUGUAUGAACCUCCGAGUUUGUACUACAGUUUCUCAGCCUCCGAGAUUGCUGCAAGAGUCAGAGGUUCCAAGAUCGAGUUUGCUUCGGAGAAUUGCCAGCUCUGCACCAUCUAUUCUCUCAAGGCUUGCAUGCUGUUGGUGCACUUCCGACUAACGUCGAACUUAUGGCAGCACCGCCUGGUUAAAGUCAUCGCCGGAUACACUCUUAUCGGCUGGAUUACCACGGAGCUGGUGCUGUUCCUGAACUGUCGCCCCUUGUCCGGAUAUUGGACACUCCCGCCACCCCAUAAGGAAUGCAGCACUUACUUUCGCUAUGAAGUGGUACAAUGCGUCUUUAACAUCAGUUCCGAUAUUUUCAUUCUCUGCGUCAUACUGCCGAUGUUCAUCCGCGCAAAAAUGCCCUGGAAGACCAAGUUACCCGUCAUCGUGGUCUUCUCCAUGGGUAUUGUGGUGAUCGCCUGUGCCAUCAUUUCCAAAUACUUCACAUUCUACAAUAUUUACGACGAUAGCUACCAAUUCUGGUACCUCCGGGAGGCAUCGAUCGGCAUGUACGUGACGAACUUGCCAUUCGUCUGGAGCCUCGCCAGAUCGACACUUACCUUCCUGCGAACGAGUCAGUACACCAACAAAGGCCGAUACAACGAAGCCCAAUACGGAACCGACCACGCUUCGAAUGCACGGUGGAAAUCGGGGGUGCAUUCUCGGUCGACUCGCAACAUGCCUACCAUUUACGAUACUCGAACCGGACGCGCGGACGGAAUAAUGCGCACCGAAAGUGAAGAGAACAUUAUUGAAAUGGGUGGGGUGGGACAUGUCACCAACAAGUCGACCGCAUCGACUGGUAGCGACAACACAGAGUGGGCUCAGGCGAAUGGACAUGAUGACUUCAUCAUCAGGAAGACGACGGAGAUUGUCAUUCAGAAGGACUGAUCAGCCCAUGAUUUUCCUAUGGAUCGUCUCGACAGCCGAUGAGCAGUCGCUAUGACCUUGAGUUCCUCCCAGGAAAGCAGUCGCCUUUCCUCUCCUGACUGCGGAGACAAGACCCCUGAAUCGCCCACAACAGCCUCACGAAACAACACCCCCUAUCUCGAUGCCAGGAUUUGACCCCUUCAGGCUCCAGCGAUCGCGAAGAGUUUGUGCAGCGCAAUUGCCAACAACCCCGCUGUAUCUGAAGCACAGUGACGUUUCUCAGCACCACUGGGGCCCCGAUCAUCCAAACCACGCGGGGGCCGCAUCCACGAUCCAUCGACUGUCUCCGAUCACUUUGAGCAAGUGAAAGGUAGAUCAGUUCCACCGUCACAGCUACCCGUCCAGCCACGGCCGUCGGAUUUAGGUAAUCAACUA
Aspergillus piperis CBS 112811 is the source of this 1563-nucleotide messenger RNA. RefSeq names its product UbiD family decarboxylase. The transcript is spliced from 6 exons. NCBI's taxonomy places the organism in Eukaryota, Fungi, Ascomycota, Eurotiomycetes, Eurotiales, Aspergillaceae. The coding region runs from base 1 to 1149 and encodes 382 amino acids. The record is from RefSeq and is a predicted model, not a curated record.